Micropterus salmoides (largemouth bass) is the source of this 2537-nucleotide messenger RNA. It is a transcript of the gene ncaph, whose product is annotated as non-SMC condensin I complex, subunit H. The record is from RefSeq and is a predicted model, not a curated record. Gene Ontology annotation, cellular component: condensin complex. Gene Ontology annotation, molecular function: chromatin binding. NCBI's taxonomy places the organism in Eukaryota, Metazoa, Chordata, Actinopteri, Centrarchiformes, Centrarchidae. The coding region runs from base 154 to 2232 and encodes 692 amino acids. Gene Ontology annotation, biological process: mitotic chromosome condensation. The transcript is spliced from 18 exons.
CGCCAUGACGUUUGGUGGCGUUACGUAAACCGUUCGGCGCAAAAAUUCAAACGUUGAACGGGAAGAAAAGCUACAGCUUGUUGCCUUUUGUAUGCCAUUUUAUAAAUCAUUACGCGUCGCAAUAAAGCCACAUCGGAUUUUAAACAUUUCGAGAUGAGUGCAGCUUCCACACCCGUCUCCCGGGUACGUCCAGGAUGGACGUCGUCCUCCUUGAUGAACAAGGGUAUGUCCCCUGCAGCCUGCAGCACCCCGCUGCUGACAGCCUUCCCCGGCAAUGAUGACGAGCAGGAACGACGUCAGCGCAGAAGGUCAAGAGUCAUUGACCUUCAAACUGCCAAUGACUCCUCCUUCAAUGACUCUGCAUCUCAUAGUGCAGCGGGGACUCCUGCUGCUGUGCCCAAGUUGUCAAAUGCACAGAUCUCAGAGCAUUACUCCACCUGCAUUAAACUCUCCACUGAGAAUAAAAUCACAACUAAAAAUGCUUUUGGUCUGCACCUAAUUGAUUACAUGGCUGAUAUUCUCAAACAGAAGGAUUCUGAGCUCACAAACUUCAAGGUGGCAGCUGGUACUUUGGAUGCCAGUACAAAGAUCUAUGCUGUGAGGGUGGAUGCUGUUCAUGCUGAUGCCUACAGGGUCCUGGGUGGCCUAGGGGCUGAGACCAAACCUGGAGAGAACCAUGGUCCGACAGAGGAGGAGGACAAAGAUGACGGGGCUGAAGUGACUGCCAAGCAGCCGAAGAAAAAGAGGCCUCCUAAGAGGACAGUAGAGCAGAACCUGAGCAACAUCAAUAGCGCCGAGUCUGAAAGGAAGUGUGAGGUGGACCCCAUGUUUCAGCGGAUGGCCUCAUCCUUUGAUGAGAGCAGCACAGCCGGCGUCUUCCUGUCAGUCCUCUUCAGUGAGGACAGUCGCUGCGAGCUGCUGUUUCCCUCCUACAUGACCCUCCUGCAAUCCAGACCCUCUUACUCCCCUCCACCUCCGCAGGGAGUCCCUGCAUCUCCGUUCAUGGCCGGACUGCAGCGUUCCCAGGAGAAAAGCUCCAUCUGCCCCUCGCUGCAGGACUUCUCCUUCACUAGCUGGAACCCUGAGCAGACCAUGAAUCAGCUCUUGGAGAAGAUGAAGCAGGGCGAACAUGUGUUUGACGUGAAUGCUGAGCCUGAGCCAGAGCCUGAAGAAGAUGACUGCCCUGACUUUGACGCUGACUACGAGGAGGGACUGGGCGACUGUGAGGAGAGAUCCAAGGAACACAAGGAGGGUUGUGAGGCCACUGUGUCUGGCAAAGGAAGGGAUGUGAUUCCUAUCGGAGAGGGAGAUAUCGCCACUAUGUGUCUGCAGCUGUCCUCUCAGCCCAGGGAGUAUUCAUACUUCAGCCCCAGGACCAUGGCCACGUGGGCUGGACCCGGCUACUGGCAAUUCAAGCCAAAGCACAAGUUGGACCAUUUGCCUGAUAAGGAGACACGUAAAAGGAAGCCCAAGAAGAUCUUUGAAAUCGACUUCAGUGAUGACGUCAACUUUGACACCUACUUCCGCACCACAAGAGCUGCCACUACUAACAGCAAGUCUGCCCUCAGUGCCAGCAAUAAAAAAACAACUCUACCAGCGGACUUCCAGUUUCCCCCAGAGACACUCUCCCAGCUCAGCCUCAAACCCUCCAGCUCGUUGAGUCAAGAAGGCCAGAAGAGACUGUCCGGGGAGCUCGGAGAAGGCAUUGGAGACUACGACUACAACAACGCAAACGACACAGCUAAUUUCUGUCCAGGUCUUCAGGGUGGUGACAGUGAUGACGAUGUUGAAGGGUUUGCCAGUUCAGAGGAUACACAGCCUUCAGGUGACAGUAUACCUGCACCAUCACAAGAUCUGGAAGGCAUCUCGACCUACGGGGAGGAUGAUCUGGUACCAGAACCACACAGGGUCAACAAGAUUGAGAUCAACUAUGCUAAGACCGCUAAGAAAAUGGACAUGAAGAGACUCAAGAACAACAUGUGGACUCUUCUGACUGACAGCCCAGAAAAACCCACAGAGGAGGUGGCAGCUGUGGAGAAUCCAGAGGUGUGUGGGGAGAAGGUCUUCAGUGAGACCACAAAGACGCUGCUUCAAAGGUUGCCAAACACGAUGGCUCAGAACCUGUCGGUGCCUCUGGCGUUUGUCGCUCUGCUUCAUCUUGCCAAUGAAAAGAAUUUGGAGCUGGUGAAGGUUGAUGACAUGUCCGAUAUCAUCAUCAGACAAGGCCACUGAGGAGAAAUGAAUGAUAGCGUGUUUUAAGUAGAAUCGUUGCUGUUCCUUUGUGCUGUUCUCUACUUGUACUUUGUAAAUUAUCUGAUGUUUCUCCGUGACACUCUGUGCUUUUGUUUUUGUUCAUUUCCUAGAAAAUACAAUAUGUAAUCAGGAACUGUUCAAAAGUCAAAUGUGUCUUAUUUCUUAAAUGGUUUGCAGUCCCUUUCAUUCUGUCUGAUGCUUAUUUGUGUGUAGAUAUUUAACUGCUCAACCACCACACAAAAUUGUAUAUUGUCAAGAGAAAUAAAAGCCUUUUUUUAAAAACA